Molecule: messenger RNA, 2299 nt
Organism: Diabrotica balteata
Lineage: Eukaryota; Metazoa; Arthropoda; Insecta; Coleoptera; Chrysomelidae
Source: the annotation of a GenBank genome assembly
ACUCAGUCUAAGAACUAUGUAAGAUGCACAGCCUCGAAAAAAUGUUAUAUAAGUAAUUAUUUGUAAAAAACGAAGAAAUGAAUAAAAUAUUUCAAAUUUUAUAUAUUUCUGUGAUAUGGCACGCGACAAGGGUUUAUUCCGAUGCCACUAAUGUUAAAUACACAUACAAUUCGUCGGAUCUAUCGUAUUUGUCGAAUGGGAUUCAAUUCCCGGUCGAUGAAAGUGAUAUUGAAAUAUUAGGGGAGGAUAGAAGAUUUAGUAACGGGUCUCAGUUCUGGUGGUUUUCGAGGCUGUAUGAUCACUACAAAUGGUGGAAACGGUUAGAGGAUUUAGAUAAUGUUUCGUGUAGAAGUGAUAUGAUGGUGUACUUAAAGGAACUAGUAAAUGGUACUAGUUGGGCAUUGAAAAUGUAUGAUGCUUCUGGAAGAUACUCGGGCCAAUUUUUCUUCGGAAACGACUAUUGGCUGGGAUCGAUGACCCUGUGCGAGGAACUAACCAAUAAGAAAUGGAAUGCAGCAGUACCACCAUUUCCAGUUCAAUUCUAUAUUGCAAAAGUGCGGAUAAAUUUGAACCAUCAAGAUACACCAGUAACCAGGCAGCUAAAUAUUGGAGAAUGUCUCCCCAAAUCCUGUGGAACAAAAGAGGUGCGGUCUCUACUUACGUUAGAACAAAAUGGGGCAACUUCCAUGACUAUAGCGGGUAUACGUAAAGUACCUGGUGACUAUUCAUUGCUCUCAGAUAUCAAGGUUCAUCUACUUGGAGGAACAUGUCUAGCUUUAUUCUUCAUAAUAUUAACAGCUUCAGUGGUAGAUUAUUCCAAAAUAUCAAGCGACCAAAGGCUAAGAUCGAAGAAACUCCAUCCAGACAACAAUAACAUUGUCAAUUAUAACCAUGGAGAUAUACGAAACGGAGCUAUAGAUCUAAACAUUGAAGCAAAAAAGGAAGAUACAAAAAAGACGGGUCUGCUAUUGAAACUUCUUCUAUCCUUUUCGUCUGUCACAAAUGGGAGAAAAAUUUUGUCGGUACAACACAUUUCUCUGGAAUCUAUCAAAUGCAUUCAUGGUUUACGAUUUUUCUCGAUAUCCUGGAUAAUAUUGGUUCACAGCUACUUAGAACUGUUUGCAGUAAGUGACAACAAGAAUUUAAGAACUCUUACAGAGAGAAGGUUUCUGUAUCAGACCAUUUCUAACGCUACCUUUUCUGUCGACACUUUUUUCUUCAUAAGUGGUCUCCUAGUAACACUAACUUAUUUUCGUACCGCAGUAAAGAAAGACAGCCUGCCAGAACCACAGAAACCUGUUCGACACCUCAUCGGCAGAUUUUUUUUGAUGAUUAUCUACAGAAUAAUAAGACUAACACCAGCAUAUGCAUUUAUUUUGGUUCUAAACGAAAUAGUGAUGAGAUAUUUGCACUCAAAUUCCGUUUUCUCUCCAGCCAUCAUCGACCACAUCAGCUGCGAUCGCUAUUGGUGGCGCAACCUACUUUAUAUCAAUAAUUUUUUUCCUCAGAAUGAGUUUUGCAUGCUCUGGUCUUGGUAUAUGGCUAAUGAUACGCAGUUUUACAUAAUUGCUUGUGUAUUAUUGUUGAUAGCAGUACGCAAAAAUAGCUACGUAAAAUUGGCAGGCGUGGCUAUCGCCUUACUUAUGACGGCUUCCUGGAUUACAACCUUCAUCAUCGCCAUGAAAUGGAACUACGUAGCGAGAGUAGAAGAGCCUUUCGCUCUUUUUGACCAACUUUAUGACAAGCCAUGGUUAAGAAUAGGUCCAUAUCUUAUAGGAAUGGUGGUGGGAUACUAUUUGUUUAAGGUUGAUUGCAAGCAGAAGUUUCCCGCAAUAGUUGUUACCAUAGGAUGGAUAUUGUCGUUGGGAUGUCUGGGGUGUUUGGUAUAUGGAUUGGGCAGAGAGGGAUUAGCGGUACCAACAUCUGCUUUCUAUGCAGCUUUGGGUCAUUCAGCUUGGGGCCUAUCGAUAGCUUGGAUAACUAUAGCUUGUUGCAGCGGAUACGGAGGACCUUUCAACUCUAUUUUGAGCUGUAAGCUGUUCUUGCCCUUAAGUAGACUCACCUAUUGUGCUUAUCUAGUCCAUCCUGUAUUAAUGUGCCUUACCAGUUUCCAUUUAGAUGGAUCUCUUCACUUGCAUCAAGCCAUGGCGGUUGUAAUAUAUUGCGGAAAUCUGGUGAUUUCAUAUCUGAGUGCCUUCAUUAUCUCCUUGGCGUUUGAGGCUCCCAUUGUAAAUUUGCUCAAAAUUAUAUUUAAUUAACUAAUUUAAAUUGAUUUCUGUACAUAUACCUUAAGUUAAAA